AUGGGUGACCAAGAGGAGGAUUACAGUUCCCUGCCCCUCACCGACCGCUGGACACAUAAGAUCUGGAAGGUCAGGAAGGGAGCCUACGAAGAUGCCGCUAAGCAGUUUGCCGCCACGCCCAACGAAACCGACCCCGUCUUCCGACCAUUCAUCCAAGAUGCCGCGUUAUGGAAAGGUGCGGCUGCAGACUCGAAUGUUGCGGCGCAGCAAGAGGGUAUCGCCGCGCUAUGUGCCUUCCUCAAGUUUGGCGGACCGGAUGCGGCAGUACGAUCUCGCGGACACACAAUAACACCCAUCGUCGAGAAGGGCCUUGCGUCGACUCGAGCAGCUACGAAAGCCUCGGCCGUCGAGGCCCUUUUAUUAUACAUCGAGAUGGAUACCCCCGCACCCGUUAUCGAGGAUCUACUUCCCGGCCUGUCCCACAAGCAACCCAAGAUUAUUGCGGCGACGCUUGCUGCGCUCACAACAAUAUUCCAUAACUACGGCUGCAAGACCGUCGAUCCGAAACCGGUGCUAAAGGCCCUACCUAAGGCUUUUGGCCACGCAGACAAGAAUGUACGAGCCGAGGCGACGAAUCUUGCAGUGGAAUUUUACCGAUGGCUCCGAGAAGCGAUGAAGCCCAUGUUCUGGGGUGACCUAAAGCCGACACAACAGAACGAUCUCGAAGCGCAAUUCGAAAAGAUCAAGGCAGAGCCAGCGCCGAAACAGGAGCGUCUCCUUCGCUCUCAGGCCGCCAUGGAGUCGGCGUCGGGAGCGCAAGGUGGUGGAGGAGGUGAUGACGGCGGUUACGAUGAGGAGCCGGCCGAGAUUGAUGCGUUCGAUCUUGCGGAGCCUCAAGACGUUCUCAGCAAGAUCGCUCCCGACUUUUACGAUGCGCUCGGUUCGUCUAAAUGGAAGGAUCGAAAGGAAGCGCUGGAGGGCCUCUACGCAGUUCUUAACGUUCCCCGUAUCAAGGACUCAGACUUUAAUGAGUUGAACAGGAGCCUCGCAAAGUGCAUGAAGGAUGCGAAUAUUAUGGUUGUCACCCACGCAGCGCAAUCUAUUGAGGCUCUUGCCAAGGGCUUGCGCAAGGGAUACGGCAAGUAUCGGUCGAUCGUUAUGGGCCCGAUAAUGGAGCGUUUGAAGGAGAAAAAGCAGGCUGUCGCGGACGCUCUUGGAGCUGCCCUCGACGCCGUUUUUCUCGCCACCAGUCUCACAGACUGUCUCGAGGAUAUUGUGGCCUGUUUAGUGCACAAGAAUCCCCAAGUCAAGGAGGGGACCAUGAAGUUCCUCAUUCGGUGUCUGCGCACCACUCGCGAUGUGCCUAGCAAAGCAGAGAUUCAAACUAUUGUCGACUCGGCGAAGAAGCUGCUCUCGGAGUCUAGUGAGGGUCUUCGGUCUGGAGGUGCUGAGGUUCUCGGUACCGUCAUGAAGAUUAUCGGCGAACGCGCGAUGAACCCCCACUUGGAGGGGCUCGAUGACAUCAGGAAGAACAAGAUCAAGGAGUUUUACGAGACUGCGGAAGUCAAGGCCAAGGAGAAACCGAAGCCCGCUCCUGCGCCAGCCCGCGCCGCUCCUGGCGGACCCAAGAAGGUCAUGGGAGGCGGUCCCCCCGGCCUAAGAAAGGGACCUGCCGGAUUGAGGAAGGCAGCUCCAGCCGCAGCCGCAGCAGCACCUCCGGCAGACAGCGCACCAUUGGCCCCCCAGCCCACUGCGCGACCAGCUAGCAAGCUGGGAAUGCCCAAGCCAUCGGGCCUCGCCGGAAUGAAAGCGCCUCAAAAGCGACUUGGCGGUCCUGGAGGCCUUGCUUCUCCCCGAAGAGUCGCGGCCGCUCCCCCGCCCGUGGAAGAAGAGCAGCCGGCGCCGCCUCCCCAACCCAGACUCGGACCAGCCCGAGGCGGACUUGCUGCCCGGUCACUAGCCAAGCCCGCUGCCGCACCUGCCCCCGUGGCGCCCCCAUCUCCCGUUCCUUCAAGCGGCUUGAGUGCGUUAGAGCGUGCUGAACUGGAGGAGCUCCGCGCGGCAAAUGAGAGGCUGACGCGCCUGUCGGAAGAGCUGAGGCACGAGCGAAGCAAGCUCCUAUCAGAAGUACAAGAGCUUAAGAACCAGAACGCCAGUCUGAUUGAGGACCACACGAGGGACGUUCUGAGCAUCAAGGCGAAGGAGACCCAAUUAGUGCGAGCACGCAGUGAUGCCGAGGCUACGGAACAGACAAACGAGCGGCUACGACGCGAAUUGGAGCGCCUUAAGCGAGCGCUCGACCGCGCCGAGGGACACGGUCCCGGCUUCGCCAGCCCCGGUCUAUCCUCGCCCACGCAUGAUGAGGCGGGUAUCUACAGGGAUGGUGGCUACGGCUCUGCAGGCACUAGGAACCAGCGAAUGAGCUUCAACAGCACCAUGUCCGAGGAGAAGGAGAAUGGCGAUCACCCUUACCCGUCGGCGAAGGCGAAUCUCGAACUUCGGUAUGGUGGAGCGUCCGGACGCGGGAGUCCCGCGCGUGGAUACCGGAGCAACUUGGCUGGAGGCGAGGGUAGUUAUAUUUCGCGGCCCCAGAGUACGACGCCUCAUGACUCGAGGGGCGAUGGUGUUGAGAGUUGGAAGAGAGCGGCUGAGGUGACUAGUCAAUUGAAGGCUAGGAUUGAGCAGAUGAAGGCGAAGCAAGCUUUUAUGAGGCCAUGA
Scedosporium apiospermum is the source of this 2658-nucleotide messenger RNA. RefSeq names its product Spindle pole body component alp14. Gene Ontology annotation, molecular function: microtubule plus end polymerase activity; microtubule plus-end binding. The record is from RefSeq and is a predicted model, not a curated record. The coding region runs from base 1 to 2658 and encodes 885 amino acids. Gene Ontology annotation, cellular component: microtubule plus-end; spindle pole body; centrosome. The transcript is spliced from 3 exons. Gene Ontology annotation, biological process: microtubule polymerization; mitotic spindle organization; establishment or maintenance of microtubule cytoskeleton polarity. Lineage: Eukaryota; Fungi; Ascomycota; Sordariomycetes; Microascales; Microascaceae.